Molecule: messenger RNA, 1625 nt
Organism: Diabrotica balteata
Lineage: Eukaryota; Metazoa; Arthropoda; Insecta; Coleoptera; Chrysomelidae
Source: the annotation of a GenBank genome assembly
GCCAUCCAUUUUUUGGAUGCAGUUACUUAUCGUUCUACAUCAUGCUGGCCUACUUGUUAGCGGUUAUUGUCGCUCUCUUUUACUACUAUGCUAUAAGACCCAUGAGUUAUUGGAGACGAAAAGGAGUGAUAUCAGAGGAUGGUAAUUGGCUUUUUGGGAGCCAAUUUAGAUUAAUUUUUAAAUUGGAAAAUGCCUACGAGACUUUGCAACGAAUCUAUCAACUAGCUCCAAACGCAAGGUAUAUAGGAAAGUAUGAACUUACAAAACCAGUUUUAAUGAUAAAAGAUCCAAAGCUUCUAAAACAAAUCACUGUGAAGGAAUUUGACCAUUUUGCCAAUCAUAAACCAUUUAUACCUGAAGGAGUUGAUCCACUCUGGUCAAAUAAUCUGAUUGCACUUAAAGAUGAACGAUGGAAAGAAAUUAGAUCAGUACUUAGUCCUUCUUUCACUAGCAGCAAGAUGAAGACGAUGUUUGACCUUAUGACUGAAUGCUCGAAAAACCUCGUAAAACAUUUCUCGGAAAGAAAUGAAAAAAUCAUUGAAAUUAAUACAAAAGACGUAACUUCCAGAUUUGCCAAUGAUAUAAUUGCUUCCACCGCUUUCGGUGUCGGUACAGAUUCUUUAAACGAACCCAAUAACGAGUUUUACUUGAUGGCCGGCAAUCUUACCAAUAUUACCACAUUAUGGAUGAAUAUAAAGUUAGCUGGAUUUCUAUUAAUGCCAAAAUUAUUGUCGCUAUUCCACGUCAACUUUUUUAAUGGUCCUGCACGAAGAUUCUUUACUGAUAUUAUAGAAAGUACCAUUAAAGCCAGGGAAGAACGGAACAUAAAACGCCCAGACAUGAUAAAUCUUCUACUCCAAGCUAAGCACGGUAACAAGAAAAAAGACGAAAUUAAAGCAAAUCACGAAGAAAACAAUGCACCCAUCACCAAUGGAGACAUAGCCUCUCAUGCCCUUACCUUCUUCUUGGGAGGUUUCGAUUCAGUUUCCAACACGAUGUGUUUCAUCGCUUAUGAAUUAGCAACGAAUCCAGAAGUUCAAAGACUACUAAGGAUAGAAAUCGAUCUAGCAUUCAUGAUAUGUAAUGGAAAUUUGACUUAUGAAGUGUUGACCACGAUGAAAUAUUUUGAUGCGGUUAUUUCAGAGGGUUUAAGAAAAUGGCCCAAUUUUCCGGAGACUGACAGAGAGUGUAGCAAAGACUUUGUCAUCGAACCGGAAAGUCCAGAUGAGGAACCAUUACACAUAAAGGCUGGAAUGGCCGUAUCAUUCCCAGUGAUGUGUUUUCACAAAGACCCCAAAUACUUCCCAGAUCCAGAACGCUUCGAUCCUGAGAGAUUCAGCGACGAGAACAAACACAAAAUAGAUCCUUACACUUACUUUCCGUUUGGACUAGGUCCCAGGAAUUGCAUUGGCUCGAGGUUCGCUACACUUGAGAUGAAGAUUUUGUUCGCUCAUUUGCUGCAUCAUUUUGAAAUUGUCCCCAUUGGGAAAACCAAAAUUCCUGUGCAGAUAGAAAAAGGCAGCUUUAAUCUUCAGCCUUCUGAUGGUAUGCCUUUAGGAUUAAAGCCAAUAAAGAAGAUAAUUUGAGAAUGUUUUUGUGUGAAUGUUUCUUGUUAAAUAAAACUU